Molecule: messenger RNA, 340 nt
Organism: Staurois parvus
Lineage: Eukaryota; Metazoa; Chordata; Amphibia; Anura; Ranidae
Source: the annotation of a GenBank genome assembly
CACACGAUUUUGCAUUUCUGGCAUAGUAGGCAAAACAAAAGUGUUCUUACAGUGGAAAGCACAGACACAUAGCACGUAGUUAACACUUUGAUCCCCCUCAUGUUAAUCCCUUCCUGUCCAGUGCCAUUCAUACAGUGUCAGUGCUUUUUAUUAACACUGAUCACUGUUUUGGUGUCACUGGGGAUGUCAUUGACACCAAGUCAGUUCCCCCCAGUGUCAGAAUGCCUGCCGCAGUCCUGCUAUAAGUCGCUGAUUGCUGCUAUUGCUAGUAAUAAACAAAUUCCAGUAUCUAUACCGCAGUUUGUAAACGCUAUAACAUUCAUGUAAACCAAUUAAUUUA